AUGGAAGAAAGUGAAGAACCUGAACAGCCUAUAUCAUUAGAAAGGCAGGAAUAUAGAAGGAGAAGACGACCCAGCCAACCAAUGGUAGAUAAGUCCCAGCAAACUGAUAUAACAGAGAAAAGAAAAGCCAUGGCUUCAGUACAACCUCCUGCCCCUAAAGCUACCCAUAGUAUUGGUAAUAUUCCUGGAAGUAAAGACAACUACUCUGGAAAAGAAUAUGAGUCUCUUAGGCUGUCCUCUCAACUUCAGAAAACUUGGAUGAAGAGAAAGCAUGUCCAGGACAUGAUUGACAAAUCUCUUCAGACAGACCCUAUUGUGGAAGAAAAAGUGAAAGUCAUAUUCAUUGAUAAAUCACAUGAACUUGAAGAGAACAUAGCUGAUGUUGGAGAAAUAGCUCCUGAACUGCCACAGAGUACUCCAGAAGUAGAGAUUCCAACAAGCAGACCAACCAGUCAUUUAAUAGACAGAUCUCAGCAGACCAGCUGUACUGGUGACUGGAGUCUGAUAUACAUUUGCCCAAAAGAAAAAGUGGACAAAGAACAACAGACCUACUUCAGUGAGUUAGAAAUUACUAUUAGGUCUAUGCCAGGUAGCUCCCGGACUAAGUCGAAGGAAGAAACAAUUCCUAUUGUACAAGAAGGUCCUUUGGUUGAAAUAAAUGGUUCUCUUGAAAUAGAGGUACUAUCAACUGAAAAACUCCCUGAUGUCAUGCUGUCUUUCACUGAAGGGGAGAUUUCUGGUGAAUUACAGGCUCUAUCAGAUGGUGAGGCCACAGUUAAAGGAGAGCUCUUCUUGACAGAGGAGAGCCCUAUCCAAGCACCAUCUCCAACAGAAGAGACCUCUGCAGCUGAGACAGCCACAACUGCCAAAGAUGUUGCGGAUAUACAGGCUCCACCAGCUGAUAAGCUUUCUUCUGUAGAGGCUCCUGCUGACAUUAGUCCUCCAUUAGUGCAAGAGGCUCUUUCAGACAAGCCUUCUGAUCAACAGUAUCCCCAAGGAACUGAGGUGGCUCCUUCAGAACUUCCUGUUGAAGAUCUGGUUCCACUCUCAGAAGAGGUGCUUGAGAAAGUUCAAGCUUUAACAACCGACUCUAUGCUUGAAGACUCAGGAAGAGCAGAGUCUACUACUGCUGAAGAGACAUCUGGUAAAGUUCAACAUCCUCUGUCUGAAGAGACUUCUAAAGAAGUGCCUGCUGAAGUUCAUUUCCCGAUAGCUGCAGACUUUGAAGAAAUUGCUAUUGUAAUAGAUAAGAAAUUUGCUACUGAUGAGGUAUUUGAAGAAUAUAAGCCUCCAAUAAUGGAGGAAGUCUCUGCAGAUAAGGUUACUGCAGAAGUUCAGCCUCCAUCAGCAGAGGAUGCUUCUGAAGAAGUGGUUCCUUCAAAAGUUCUGCCUCCAUCAACUGAACAGGGGACUGUAGAAGACCUGACUGCAGAAGUUCUAUCUCCACCAACUGAGGAGAGCCCUACAGAAGUUCCACCUCAACCAACUGAAGAGGGGCCUGCAGAAGUUCCACCUGCACCAGCUGAAGAGGUCCCUGCAGAAGUUCCACCUCCACUAACUGAAGAAGGGCCUGCAGAAGUUCCACCUCCACCAGCUGAGGAGGGCCCUGAAGAAGUUCUACCUCCAUUGGCUGAGGAGGGCCCUGAAGAAGUUCUACAUCCAUUGGCUGAGGAGGGCUCUGCAGAAGUUCCACCUCCAUUAAAUGAAGAAGGCCCUGCAGAAGUUCCAUCUCUACCAUCUGAGGAGGCCCCUACAAAAGUACCACCUUCACCAGCUGAGAAGGGCUCUGCAGAAUUUUCUCCUCCACCAACUGAAGAGGGGCCUGCAGAGGUUCCACCUCCACCAGCUGAGGAAUCCCCUACAGAAUUACCACCUUCAUCAGCUGAGGAGGGCCCUGCAGAAGUUCCACCUCCACCAACUGCAGAGGGACCUGAAGAAGCCCCUGCAGAAGUUCUACCUCCAUCAACUGAGGAGGCCCCUGUAGAAGUUCUACCUCCAGCAACUGAUGAGGCCUCUGCAGGAGUUCAACCUCCAGCAGCUGAAGAGGGGCCUGCAGAAGUCCCACCUCCACCAGCCGAGGAGGGACCUAUAGAAAGCCCUACACAUGACGUCCCCACAGAAGUUCAGCUUCCACAAGCUACGGAAAGUCCUGCACAGGUCCUACCUUUGUCUGGUGAGUCCACUGCUGAAGAGGUCUCUGCACAAGUUCAGCCUCCAUCAUUUGAGAAUGCUCCUUUAGAAAGUCUUCCUCUAGAGGAAAUUGAGGAGUUCCAGCUAGAUGAUUCAUCAUUUGAAGUGCAACCUCUGCCAACUGAGGACAUUGCAGUAGGUGUCCCAGCUGAAUUUCAGACUCUUCCAGCUGAUGAAAAUCCUGCAAGAGAGGACACUGUUGAAACCCAGCCUUCAUCAUUUGAGGGUUCUCCAAGAGCAGAAAACCCCGUGGAAGCUCCACUUCCAGCAGCUGAGGCAGAUAUUGGAAGAGAGGCUUCUGCUGUUCAUCCUUUGUCAUUAUCUCCUACAGACGAGGCCCCUGCAGAAAUUCAGAUUCUACAAACUGACAAUAUUCCCACAGAAGUGGCACCGGUUGAAAAUCAGCCUCUACCAGCUGAGGAAGUCUUUCCCAAAGUGGUCCCAGAAGAAGAGGCCACUGCAGCUGAAGUUAGGCCUCCUUUAUCUGAGGGGGCACCUGCAGAAGAAGCCACUGUGGAAGCACAAUUAACGUCGGUUGAAGAGAGCCCUAAAAAGGCUUCUGUUGAUGUCCAGCCUUUACCACCUGAGACCCCCGUUGAAGAGUCUCCUGUUGUUGAACCACCUUUAAAAACUGAUGUGGAUACUAUGCAAGAGUUUCAUGUGGAAAGGAUGCCUGCUGAAGAUCCACUUCCACCUUCAGAACAAACCCCUGCAGAUCAGGUUCUACCAAAAGAACAUCGAUUGUCCCAGGUAGCAGACAUCUCAGAGAAAGAAUUAGAGUCUACUACUUUGACAGGUGAUAAAAUGUCUGAAGGAACAGAUUCUGUUCCUGAAGAUGUGUCUGGGACCAAGGACGAUCAGAUCUCCACUUUCAAAAUAGAAGGUACCAUUAAAAUAGAGUUAAAGAACUGA
Mus pahari (shrew mouse) is the source of this 3102-nucleotide messenger RNA. RefSeq names its product fibrous sheath CABYR binding protein (gene Fscb). The record is from RefSeq and is a predicted model, not a curated record. Gene Ontology annotation, biological process: negative regulation of protein sumoylation. The coding region runs from base 1 to 3102 and encodes 1033 amino acids. Gene Ontology annotation, cellular component: sperm principal piece; sperm fibrous sheath. NCBI's taxonomy places the organism in Eukaryota, Metazoa, Chordata, Mammalia, Rodentia, Muridae. Gene Ontology annotation, molecular function: calcium ion binding. The transcript has 3 exons.